AUGAAUGUGAACAUUCAGUCAACACUAUCAAUACCAGCCGUUCGUCCGGUUGGAAUGGAAGAAGGAAGUGAGUUGGAGUAUCUUCGAAUCGAAAAUAAAGAACUUAGUGAUAAACUCAUCAAUUUGAGAGAAAAGCGCAAAGAAGAUCAACGAAAAUUGGUGGAAUAUGAAAGGAAUCGUAUACAACUUCAAGCAUUGCUUGAAUAUAAGGCUAAAAUGACUGAGGCUCAUACUGACCUACAGAGGAAACUGCAGGAGAAAGACAGAGAGUUACGAGAAGUGUUAGCGUCGAAAGCGAAUGAACGUGAAGAUGUGAAUGACAUUGAAGAACAACUGGAAUUGAUAACGCUCGACAAAGAAAUGGCCGAAGAAAGAGCUGAGAUGUUACAG
Messenger RNA from Anisakis simplex (herring worm), 390 nucleotides. NCBI's taxonomy places the organism in Eukaryota, Metazoa, Nematoda, Chromadorea, Rhabditida, Anisakidae. The record is from the annotation of a GenBank genome assembly.